UUUCACUUCCGUGAAAACAGCGGUUUAUCAUCAGGUGUGUGCUCUUCCCUUCCCCCAGGCUGGAGGGAGCCUUCUGAGCAGGAUGGCUUUGGUGGAGGAGCAGGCCGGACCUGGGGCUGUGAAGGUGGAGGAGGGCCCUUCCUGGGACCGGGAGACCUUCCUUCGAGAGAGCAGCUUUUCUCUUCAGGAGGCCUCCCGCCUACUUUUCAGACACUUCUGCUACCAGGAGACCCCCGGGCCCCGCGAGGCGCUGCGCCGGCUCCGCGAGCUGUGCCGCCAGUGGCUGCGGCCCGAGACGCACAGCAAGGAGCAGAUCCUGGAGCUGCUGGUGCUGGAGCAGUUCCUGACCAUCCUGCCCGCCGGGCUCCAGGCCUGGGUGCGGGAGCAGCAGCCGGACAGCGGGGACGAGGCGGUGACCGUGCUGGAGGAUCUGGAGAGGGAGCUUAGUGAGCCAGAGAACCAGGCCCCAGAUGGCGCCCCUGACCAGUCGGAAGUGCUGUCAGAGGACGGGGUGCGUGUGAAGGCCAAGCAGGAAUCAAGAGCCAUCCAGCUUCAGGCCACAGAGACACAGCUCAAAUGUGACCCUCUUGGUCCCUACAAAUUUGGGGAACCAGGUGCUGACCUUGUACCGGAAGGCCAGGAGUUGGCGUCGAAGCAAGAAGUUUUGAAAGAAGCGGAACAUUUUGGAAAUAGCAGACUCCAAAGAGAUGCUCCCUUCAACUCUAACUGCAGAGAGGCUUGUAAGCGGGGGAGCAGGGCGGAGAGACCGAGGGGGCGCGCUGGCGGAGAGCGGCCGCACCGCUGCGGCGAGUGCGGGAAGGGCUUCGCGCAGAGCUCGGUCCUCAGCCAGCACCGCAGGACGCACAGCGGGGAGAAGCCGUUCGCGUGCGAGCGGUGCGCGAGGGCCUUCAGCCAGCGCUCGGGCCUGGUGGAGCAUCAGCGGAGCCACACGGGGGAGAAGCCGUUCGCGUGCGAGCAGUGCGGCAAGGCCUUCCGCCUCAGCUCGUACCUCGUGCAGCACCAGCGGAUCCACACGGGGGAGAAGCGCUACCGCUGCGGCGUCUGCGGCAAGGCCUUCAGCCAGAACGCGGGGCUCUCCCAGAGAGCGUUCCAGUGCGGGGAGAGGCCGUUCCAGUGCGGCCAGUGUGCCAAGCGCUUCAGCCGGCGGACGCUCCUCAGCAAGCACCAGAGGAGCCACACCGGGGAGAGGCCGUUCGCCUGCGCCGAGUGCGGGAAGGCCUUUGGGCACCACUGCAACCUCACUAGGCAUUUUAGAACCCACACCAUUGCCAAACUGGCCUAAGUCCCCAGACCCCCAGACCCUUAAAUGGGGCCUUCUUGGAAAGUCAGCUUUUCAAGUGGCUUCUUUGGUUUUUACCACAUGUAUUUGGCUCUAGAAGGAGCAGCUUGUCUGCAGCCUGGGUGCCGGGGUCUCCCGGGUGAACCACCGUGGAUGUGGGCAGCUCUGGGCAGCCCCCUUCUUCCCUAUCCCUUGUUUCACUUCUAAUGAUUUCCCUCCAAAGUGACCAAAAUCACCUGGGGGUAAAUUGCUGUGGAGGGGCUGUUCUUGAGUGAUGCUGAAUACUGAACAACUGAAAAAUUGGUAUCUGUGUAUACUUGUUAAAGAUUGGGUAAAUUCAAAGGAUAUUAAGAUGAGAUGCUCUUUUUUUCCCUGUGAAA
Hyaena hyaena (striped hyena) is the source of this 1680-nucleotide messenger RNA. RefSeq names its product zinc finger and SCAN domain containing 31 (gene ZSCAN31). NCBI's taxonomy places the organism in Eukaryota, Metazoa, Chordata, Mammalia, Carnivora, Hyaenidae. Gene Ontology annotation, molecular function: RNA polymerase II cis-regulatory region sequence-specific DNA binding; DNA-binding transcription factor activity, RNA polymerase II-specific. Gene Ontology annotation, biological process: regulation of transcription by RNA polymerase II. The record is from RefSeq and is a predicted model, not a curated record.